This is a messenger RNA of Lindgomyces ingoldianus, 766 nucleotides long. RefSeq lists its product as uncharacterized. The record is from RefSeq and is a predicted model, not a curated record. Lineage: Eukaryota; Fungi; Ascomycota; Dothideomycetes; Pleosporales; Lindgomycetaceae. Bases 126 to 671 code for a protein of 181 amino acids. The transcript has a single exon.
AGCAACAACAGUUCGAACAUUAUCCUCAUUCUUCCAUCUACUUCUUGUUUCUAUUCCUCUUCCAAUUCAUCUCUCCUCAAUCCAUUCACUCAAACUUCACUUCAAACCACACCCAAAAAAUCAAAAUGAAGUUCGCCACUACCAUUGCUGCUGCCAUCCUAGCAUUCACUUCAUCCACAGUCGCCGCUCCAGUUUCAGGCCCCUACAUCACUCCUGAAACCAUAUCCAUUCACCAUGGCUACAACGGCCAGAUCGAGUUCAACGUACGUCGGGGCAAGAUCCAGCGUCAACAAAGCGGCAACGACGACAUCUCAACCCUCAUGACCUUCUCCUUCCCCCAGGCAGCAGAUGGCAAGACCUGCGAAUUCAACUUCGAGCUCAACGACGGCACCUUCAGUGUCACACCCGACGUUGCUCAACUGGACGCCUUCCACUCCUCGCAGUAUGCAACUGCCAGCAGCCCAGGCUGGGGACCACCAUCAAACUACCGUGACGUCCAAUUGGGCAGGCUCGAGGUGUCGAAGUGGGGAGGCCUCGCCCAGCAGAAAUGGGGAAGCUUUUCGUUCCCGUGUCCAUCAGGGAAAAAGGGAUUCGAGGUUGCCCCUACUGGCGAUGCGAUGACGAUUGAGUGGGACUCGCCCAGUGAUGGACCAUACAUUCGGUACUACUAGAUGGGCUCGGAAUGGUAGAUGGUGUUGGAUAUUCGGAAGAUAAGGGUUCUAAUGGGAUAUGAAUGGAUAGCAUAGCACUUGGCGUUGACAUCUAC